Perca fluviatilis (European perch) is the source of this 10207-nucleotide messenger RNA. It is a transcript of the gene ank1a, whose product is annotated as ankyrin 1, erythrocytic a. The record is from RefSeq and is a predicted model, not a curated record. Lineage: Eukaryota; Metazoa; Chordata; Actinopteri; Perciformes; Percidae. Bases 270 to 6395 code for a protein of 2041 amino acids. Gene Ontology annotation, biological process: signal transduction. The transcript has 45 exons. Gene Ontology annotation, molecular function: protein binding.
GGAGAGAGAGCAGCGCUGCAGUAGCAUCCCACAGCAGACGGCUGAGGACUGCCGAUGUGUGUGUGACUGCACUGCUGAAGAGGAGGAGGAGGAGGAGGCAGAGGGUGAGCACGCUCGCAGACUCUGCAGGGCCAUUGAGGAACACAGAGCAGCAGCGGCAGCGCUAGUGUUGGCCGGCACCAGGUAAAAGUCCCAGCGCUGUUGCCCCGCAGACCACCGCCGUAGGAUCUGGACACGCCAACGCCGCCUACACCCCCACUACCAACGCCAUGGCGCAAGCCGCCAAACAUCUCCGCAAGAACAAGGAUUUAGAAGCCCAGCUAGAGCAGGAGCGCAAAGAGAAGGAGGAGGAGAGGAACAAAAAAAGGAGUCGCUCACGGGAUAAAAAACGCAAGGCCCACGCCGUGCAUCGCUGGCUAAUCGAUCAGGACAGUAGUGUGAGCUCUGAGAUGCCGGAUGGCCAAGGAGUAUGGCACUUUGAUGAUGAAGCAGAUGCUGGCAACAGUUUUCUCCGAGCGGCCCGGUCUGGCAACCUGGACAAGGCCCUGGACCAUAUCAAAAAUGGCAUCAAUAUAAACACAGCCAAUCAGAAUGGGCUCAACGGGCUUCAUCUGGCCUCCAAAGAAGGCCACGUUAAAAUGGUGCUGGAGCUACUCCACAAUGGAAUCGUACUGGAAACCACCACAAAGAAAGGGAACACAGCCCUGCACAUUGCAGCCCUGGCAGGGCAGGAGCAGGUGGUCACGGAGCUGGUUAACUACGGGGCCAAUGUCAACGCUCAGUCCCAGAAGGGUUUCACUCCACUCUACAUGGCUGCACAAGAAAACCAUCUAGAGGUUGUGAAGUUUCUUCUGGAGAACGGAGCCAAUCAGAGCAUUCCAACUGAGGAUGGAUUCACUCCUCUCGCCGUGGCUCUUCAGCAGGGACAUGAGAAUGUCGUAGCUCUGCUCAUCAACUAUGGCACCAAGGGAAAGGUCCGCCUCCCUGCACUGCACAUUGCAGCACGCAACGACGAUACUCGAACAGCCGCAGUGCUUUUGCAGAAUGACCCCAAUCCUGAUGUACUGAGCAAGACUGGAUUCACACCCCUCCACAUUGCUGCACACUAUGAAAAUUUGAACGUAGCUCAACUGCUGCUCAAUAGAGGAGCCAAUGUCAACUUCACCCCAAAGAACGGCAUCACUCCUCUGCACAUUGCAGCCAGACGGGGGAAUGUGAUCAUGGUCCGACUCCUGCUGGACAGAGGGGCUCAGAUUGACGCCAAGACCAAGGAUGAGCUGACUCCUCUGCACUGUGCAGCUAGAAAUGGUCAUGUCAGGAUUAUAGAGAUCCUGCUGGACCACGGAGCCCCUAUCCAGGCAAAGACUAAGAAUGGCCUGUCUCCAAUCCACAUGGCAGCACAGGGGGACCACAUGGACUGUGUCAAGCAGCUUCUGCAGUACAACGCAGAGAUCGAUGAUAUCACACUGGACCACCUUACCCCUCUGCAUGUGGCAGCGCACUGCGGCCACCACCGCAUGGCCAAAGUGCUGCUGGACAAAGCGGCAAAACCCAACUCUCGGGCAUUGAAUGGCUUUACUCCUUUGCAUAUUGCUUGUAAAAAGAACCACAUGCGUGUGAUGGAUCUCCUGCUUAAACACUCUGCAUCAAUAGAGGCUGUGACUGAGUCUGGCCUGACCCCCUUGCAUGUGGCAUCAUUUAUGGGUCAUCUCAAUGUUGUGAAGGUCCUGCUGCAGAAAGGAGCUUCCCCCAGUGCCUCCAAUGUGAAAGUGGAGACUCCUCUUCAUAUGGCAUCUCGGGCAGGACACUAUGAGGUGGCAGAGUUUUUAUUAGAGAACGCAUCACCGGUGGACUCCAAGGCCAAGGAUGACCAAACACCUCUGCAUUGUGCCUCUCGGAUGGGGCACAAGGAGCUAGUGAAGCUGCUACUGGAGCACAAAGCCAACCCCAACUCCACCACCACAGCAGGCCACACACCCUUACACAUAGCUUCCAGGGAAGGUCACGUACAAACUGUACGCAUCCUGCUGGACAUGGAGGCUCAGCAGACCAAGAUGACCAAGAAAGGCUUCACUCCGCUUCAUGUGGCCUCCAAGUACGGCAAGGUGGAUGUAGCAGAGCUGUUGUUGGAGAAAGGAGCCAACCCUAAUGCUGCUGGGAAGAAUGGUCUGACUCCGCUGCAUGUUGCUGUACAUCACAACAACCUGGAUGUUGUUAACUUGCUUGUCAGCAAGGGAGGGUCGCCACAUAGUGCAGCCAGGAAUGGCUACACCGCCCUCCACAUAGCAUCCAAGCAGAACCAGGUGGAGGUGGCUAACAGCCUGCUGCAGUACGGAGCUUCAGCCAAUGCUGAGUCACUGCAGGGAGUCACACCUCUCCACCUGGCCUCACAGGAAGGAAGGCCUGACAUGGUCUCCCUUCUCAUCUCCAAACAGGCCAACGUCAACCUCGGAAACAAGAGUGGAUUAACACCCCUCCACCUGGUGGCACAGGAAGGACAUGUUGGCAUCGCAGAUAUCUUGGUGAAGCAAGGGGCUUCAGUCUACGCUGCCACGCGGAUGGGUUACACCCCUCUCCAUGUAGCGUGUCACUAUGGCAACAUCAAGAUGGUGAAAUUCCUCCUGCAGCAACAGGCCAAUGUCAACAGCAAAACAAGGGUUGGUUACACUCCUCUGCACCAGGGGGCCCAGCAGGGACACACAGACAUUGUGACACUGUUGCUGAAACAUGGAGCUCAGCCCAACGAGACAACAACAAAUGGUACUUCAGCCCUGGCCAUUGCUAAGAGGUUGGGCUACAUCUCUGUGAUUGACGUCCUAAAGCUCGUCACUGAGGAGACGGUUUCCAUGACGACCACAGAGAAACAUCGCAUGAGUUUCCCAGAAACAGUGGAUGAGAUACUGGACGUGUCUGAGGAUGAAGGAAUUGCACAGCUAACAUUAGGAGAGGAGCUCUUGGGGACAGAAGGGGCCAGGUACAUGAAGAUGGAUGACAUGAAAGACCAUGAUGACGAUUUCCUCUCCCCCAAGAAAUCACUGGAGUACGAGAGAGGGCUGGGCACAGCAGAUUACUCGCCAGCCAUUCCCAGGAUUCCCAGAGUCUCUCCGGAAACCGUUAUCCUGAAAGAACACGAGCUAGAUCAGCAACACACUCCACUUCCACUGCCCAAAGAAUAUGAUGAUGACUCACUGAUUCCCAGCAGCCCAGCGACGGAGACGUCAGACAAUGUCAGCCCGGUCGCCAGUCCCAUACACACAGGGUUCCUGGUCAGUUUUAUGGUAGAUGCUCGGGGCGGCUCAAUGCGAGGCAGCAGGCAUAACGGUCUGCGUGUCAUCAUACCUCCGCGAACCUGUGCGGCACCCACCCGCAUCACCUGUCGCCUGGUGAAGCCACAGAAGCUGACCAGCCCUCCUCCGCUGGUGGAGGGAGAGGGCCUGGCCAGCAGGAUCAUCUCCCUGGGGCCAGCCGGGAUGCAGUUCCUGGGACCGGUGAUAGUGGAGAUCCCCCACUUUGCUGCUCUGGGUCGUGGUGACAGGGAGCUCGUGGUGCUGAGGAGCGAGAAUGGCUCAGUCUGGAAAGAACAUCGCAAUCGCUACGGCGACGAGGUGCUAGAAACAAUCCUCAAUGGGAUGGAUGAAGAAUUAGAAAGUCAAGAAGAGCUCGGGAAGAAGCGAAUCCGUCGCAUCAUCUCCACCGACUUCCCCCUUUACUUUGCUGUUGUGUCACGAGUCCAGCAAGAGAGCGACCUGAUUGGACCAGAAGGAGGUUCGCUGACAAGUAACCUGGUGCCAUUGGUCCAGGCCACGUUUCCUGAGACGGCAGUCACCAAACGAGUCCGCCUGGGGCUGCAGGCUCAGCCGGUUCCAGAUGAGCUGGUUGCAAAGCUGCUGGGUAACCAGGCAAACUUUAGCCCUGUGGUCACUGUGGAGCCUCGGCGGCGCAAGUUUCACCGACCCAUCGGACUGCGUAUACCCCUGCCCCCGUCCUGGAGGGACAGCCCCCGAGACUCUGGGGAGGGCGACACCACCAGUCUGCGUCUGCUUUGCUCUGUCAUAGGUGGCACAGCCCCAGCCCAAUGGGAAGACAUUACUGGCACCACCAAGCUUAUGUAUGCUAAAGACUGUGCCAGUUUUACAACCAAUGUUUCAGCACGAUUCUGGCUCGCAGACUGUCCUCGGACAGCUGAGGCCGUCUCCUUUGCCAACCUGCUCUACAGAGAACUGUCAGCUGUACCAUACAUGGCCAAGUUUGUGGUGUUUGCAAAGAUGAAUGAGCUGCGGGAGGGCCGCCUGCGCUGCUACUGCAUGACCGACGAUAAGAUGGAUAAAACCCUGGAACAACACGAGAACUUCACAGAGGUGGCUCGCAGCAGAGACAUAGAGGUGAUGGAGGGAAUGCCGCUUCACCUGGAGUGUUCAGGGAAUCUGGUGCCUGUGAGGAAGGCCACCCAGCAGCCUCGCUGCUUCAGCUUCCAGGCGUUCAGAGAUAACCGGCUUCCUGUCUCUGUUAAGGUGAGAGACAGCAGUAAAGAGCACACUGGAUUUCUGUCUUUCCUGCGCAAGUCCACAAAGUAUGAGGACAGUCAACAUGUGCUCUGUAACCUCAACAUUACCAUGCCUCCUUGUAUCAAGAUUGUUGGGAGUGAAGACCGGAGGCGAACUCUGACCCCGCUGGCUUUAAGAGAAAGAUACAGCGCCCUAAAUGAACCUGCUAUGGCAUCAAUGAGCGCCAUGGAGAGGACAGAGCUGAAGAUGGCUGUGAUUGCCGAACAGUUGGGACUGAGCUGGGCUGAGUUGGCACGCGAGCUUCAGCUCAGCGUGGAUGACAUCAAUAAGAUCCGUGUGGAGAAUCCUAACUCGCUGCUGGAGCAGAGCUCUGCGCUGCUCAACCUGUGGGCCACCCGCGAGGGCAAGAGGGCCAAGAUGGAAAGCUUGUACGCAGCUCUGAAGAGUAUUGACCGUAUGGACAUAGUCAACAUGUUGGAGGGCCAGCCGCCUCAGCCUGCGAGACAAGGCUCCCGCGAUUUCAGCAGACGUCGAAACAAUGAGAGAGACAACCUCUCCCCUGGUAUGACCAAUGGUUAUGGGCUCGCGCAGGACGAGCUUCUCUCACCGGCCUCCAUGCAGUACAGCCUGCCCUCCCCGCUGGGCGCUGAGCCUUACUGGCAAGAAGUCUCCAGUCUGGACUGUGCUCCCAUUGCCACCACAGAAGAAGACACCCUCAUGGAGAUGUCUGAUGUGCAGGUGUGGCCCUCAGGCAACAGCCCGUCCCUGGUGCCUGUGGAGGACUCUUCGCUGGAGUGCAGCAAUGCUGACGAUUCAGAAGGUCUGCUGGGGCUGCCGUAUGGAAGCCUGGGUCGGCCGGCUAGUCAGGCCAGCGUACCCAGCGGAGGGGGUGGGGUGCUGAGUGGCUCCAUUGAGCUGCCCGAGGACGAUUCAGAGAUGGGCGUUGACUCACUCAGCACAGCCACGCCAGCCUCGCUUGGGGGCACCAUCGCUGGGAUCAAUCUUAACGGGCUGAACAAUGGUCAGGGGUCAGAGGCAAGUUCGGAGGUAUCAGCAGUUACCAGUACGACUGGUGGAGGUGGAGGUGGAGCUGGAGGAGGAGGAGGAGGAGGAGGAGAAGCAGGGACGGGCUCAGAGGAAGGGCUUUCUCUUGUUGCAGGACAGCAAAGGGUGUAUGCUCGGCUGAGUGAGUCACCUGGUCUGAGCUGUGUUGCAGACCGAAAUGGAGACAGGUCAGGUAAUGGUGGAAACGGAGGCAGUGGAGGCUCUUUCCUUUCCUACCUGCAGGAACAGUCAGGCCCGGGGUGGAUCCCUGUCACGGACCCUACACAGGCCUGGGUGGGCAGUCAGCCUAAGCCCAGGCAGGCCAUGGACACCAUGAUAUCAUCAGUAUGUAACGCCGUAGAUGGCGACCAGUCCCACAUAUCCCAGGAGGCCUUGCUUCAGCCUGUGAGGGACAUGGGGCACUCAGAGAUCUUACGGGGGCACUUCAGGGGUACCCAGCCAUUUGAGAAGGGUUUGGGCUUCCCACACAGAGUACCAGAGCUGAGGGCCUGGGACGAUGUGCGCCUGAAGGGCCAGGGUGAUGAGGUUGAAGAUCUUCCUGGGGAUCAUGUAAGCGAGGAACAGUUCACGGACGAACAUGGAAACAUUGUUACAAAAAAGAUUGUGCGUAAGGUUGUGCGCAGAGGGAAGGGUUCAGGUGAGGAGGGAGUUCAGGAGUUGAGCCUGGAGGGUUCUCUGCAGGACGCCAACGAGCUGGAGGUUGAUGCUGAGCAGUUCAUGAGCUACGCCAUCCUGGGCCGGGACAGCAGCAAGCCCGAUACUGUGGAUGUGAAGAAAGGUGCUCAGAUAGUGAAAUGUGCCAGUCUGCGGAGAGUUAAGCAGUGAGGCAGAGUGAGUGCUGCGUCCCCGCAGAGCUCUCCACAGGAUUCAACCCCUUCACCAAAACCAUCCUACAUGGACACAUGACCAGCAGCAGCUGACAGGAGGAAGAACACAAGGCAAACAGACCAUGACAACCAUAAAUGGUUGCCGACUAUCAGCACGCACCGGAAAGAAGGAUAUGGAUUUACUUGUAGUUUUUAUUACCUUCUUUUUUUCUUUUUUUUUUUAAAGAAACCGUGGAAAAAAAACAUGUACUAUUAGGCUAGAAGCAUGAUUUCGUAUAAAACAAAAAACCCCAAAAGAAACAAAAAAAAACUAGCAACCAAAACGUGCUUCCUGUAAUCUGUAUCAGCAUGAGUGACUGCUGCCGCAUGGCCUGUCUUUAACUACAAAUACUGAGGGAAUAUAAAGGGUGGGUAAAAGGGUGGGAGGGAUGGGGAGGACACACUGCUGUAUGGGACAGUGAUGCAAUGUAGGGUAUGGUCAUUACUGGCCCGUUUUCUAAACCAACGGGGAAAAGUCUAUGAGUCAAACUUAAGAAAGGGGGAGACUAAAAUACUGAGAAUUACAUAAUCUCUAGGCAACAGGUUACUCCUCCCUGCCACUCUCUUCCAGCUAGGAGCAUCACAAACUAGUUUAAACCUGUCCCAGUGCUCUCAAAGUCCAGUCAAGCUACAAUUAUCACCCAAGGAUAUCAGUAUUGUACAUAAUAUCGUAUGCACUAAAAUGCUCUACGUGACUGUGUUACGUGUGUUAUUUAUGUUAUAAGAUCCCUAUGCGAUGUCACUAUUGCUGCUGUUUCAGGUACAUAAGAAAUUUCUCCCUGUUUUUCUCGUUUGGUUCGUUCGGUCUGAACCUAUAUAUUAUUCUAUAUAUCUUGAGAUCUUUGUGUGUACAAGAACAUGCAAAUGUGUCGCUCUGCUUGUUUUUAAAUGUCGGAUUUUUGUGCGUCAGGUUGUUUGUUUCUUUGUGCUUUUCAUGUGCUUUCACCCCUUGCUUUUGACAUGUCAAACUGUAGAGGGCAGACAUACUGUAAGUCGUUUACUGUACUGUGGGUUUUUGAGCUUUGGGAGGCUGGUUUCUGCAGUGAACAUGCCUCCCUGCCUUUCCCUCAGAGUGGUUUGUCUUGUGGAGAGGGUGACAAAGAGAUAUGAUGAGUGAUAGAUUAACCUACUCUACCAUCCCAAUCCUCUGCCUUUUCUUGUCCCCAGUGUGCUGUAUAUCCUCGUGAGGUUUCUGUUAAUCAGAUGUCUGUCUGAGCCAAAAUCCCAAUACCCUCAAUCUUCCCUUAUUACCCUACCUCUUACCUCUCACCCCUGCAGUCAGCCUCUCAGAGUAGAUGUAGCAGUCCUGUUCACCUCCAACAAGGGGCAGGAUCCCACUUCAGCUCGUAGCAGUAUCUGUUUGACCUCAUUGUGCAGUAUAUGACACUACCACACAUAAGGUGCACUUAUAGACCAUCUCACCACCACCAUCCCCAGAAGAUGUCACUUGAUGAGAGUAAAGUAGCUGACAUACUGGUUAUAAUGUAGCACUGGUUUGACUGGGUAAAAGAUGAAGAGUAAGCUGGAGAAAGGAAAGUGUCGCGUCGAGGGCCGAGGACGUGUUGAGCUUUGAUGUUUGUCGCCUUGGCAAUUGUUUGGAGUUUAGCAAAGACAGUCAGUCACCAAUCACUGUGAUGAGAAACUGUAAUACUGACCCGCAACUGUGAGCCUGACCCUUCCCGAAGCAUGUCUCUCGUUUGACUCCUUUCUUUAGUGUUCUGUCUUUUUUUUGUCAUGAUUUACUGUCUUAACUGUACUGCAAAAUAAGCAAUAACUGCUUACAAAAGGAAAGGAUUGUUUGUGUGAGUGUGUUUGAGUGUAUUUUUGUGAUAGAGAGGAUUUUAGGGUCAUAGUUUGUGUUCUUCCUAAACUCUGGCUUUCAAUCUGUUAAUCACAGCUUUAGGCUACUCCUCACUCCACUCAGAAAUGAUGUCAGUACAUUAGUAUCCCACGUUUCAUCACUUUGCCUCUCUAGAAGAAAAACUAUUAAGUUUUACACAAAAAUUGGGCAAAUAUUGGUAUGACCAGCCAUCCCAUCUGCAAAGUGCCCAGUGUUUUUUUUUUGUGUUACUCAUCAGGGAAUGUAGGUUGUUUAUUCAUAGCUUUUAAACCUUCAUUCAUAUGCACCUUGAAAGAAAUCCUAUUGUGUGUGUGUGUGUGUGUGUGUGUGUGUGUGUGUGUGUGUGUGUGUGUGUGUGUGUGUGUGUGUGUGUGUGUGUGUGUGUGUGUGUGUGUGUGUGUGUGUGUGUGUGUGUGUGUGUGUGUGUGUGUGUGAUUUUAAUAUCACAUAUUCAGUCCUGGAUAUUGGAACAUGUCAAAGUUGUGAUAAUAUUGCAAAUGGGCAAAGACCAGAGGCUCUCAGAUUAAAACUAAGUCACAUAUUUUUUUAAAAGUUGAUUUACCUCAAUAAGCGUGCCAUCUUACAUGAUAUCAAUUACAUACAUGCAUUUAUUUCAAACAUUACAUUAGACAUUGAAUGCUUUAUUAUGUCGCAAAAACGUUGCAAUAAUCACCAAUCAAAAUGUGUUUGUUUUAGGACGGCUUCACAGCCAGAGAUGAUGAAUGUAAAGUCUUGUUAUAAAGUAGUCACCUGUAUGGGCUCUGUACUUUAGUAGAUGAUAGGGUAUUCACUCUGUUGUUUCAACUCAGUAUCUGCUGUUGAUCAUCAACAUUCAUUACAAACAUACAUAUAAUUCAUUGAAGAGGAGAGAUUUAAAGAGAAGCCUCAAAUAGGUUGUGGACGUUUUAACAACUCUUUAUCAGAUAUUAUUUCUAUUUUAUUAUCUUUUCUAAUAACUUCAAAAAAUUAGAUGUCAAUAAAGAUUACACAGCAGUGUAAUAAUGUAUGACCCCUUAUGUCAUAGCAUACGAUUUGCUCUAUAAGGGCUCAUAUUAUGGUAUGCUUGGCUUGGUUUCUGAAGCAGGGUCUGUUUAUAAAUUCACUGCUGAUGUCAGGGUUGGAGCGAGGGGAGGGGGUCUAAUGAAAAGACAAGAAGAAGAUUUUGAAGUUAGAUGGCUUAGUAAUUCCGACGGCUAGUCAAGAUGACAAGCAUUUUUCCUCAACACAACCCACCCCUAAUCUAUUUCUGCCCUCUUAACCAAAUAUAAGACUAAGCCGAUUCUAUAAGGCUUCCACAUGGUCACAGUUUGAACGCAGUUUGAAAGGAGUCCACCUAAGUGCAAGCAGAGGGAGGAGUAGGUACAUCACAGAAAUUAACAAUGGAAAGCCCUGCACUGAGGGACCACUGAGAUGAUGCCAUGCACAAAGUUCAUGCAAAAAUAUUAACUGUUGCAAAAACUAGAGAACACAUGUAUAUUCCUUUAGAAUGGAUUGAAGACAUUAACGCAAUAGCAUAUUACUCAAUACUAAGGAAUGCAACUGCGCACAUGCACAGAAAAUGUUUUUAACAUAAAAGGCUAUAUAUAUGAAAUAUAUGAAAAUAUAUAUAUAUUUACUUAGAAUGCUAUGCACCCUUACUUGUCAACUGGGAUUCUAGUUAUGUUAUGGAUGUACUUUUAGCAUCAUACAGCUGUAGCUACCAAGAGACUGUUGAGUUCUGGGUAAUGCCUGCAACCUGGGGAUAAAAUAGGGUUCUUGUGGGUAUUUUAACCUGUUUUGUUUGCUUUUUUUUAUUGUUAUGGAGAGUAAAACAUGAAUUUAAAAUAUACAUGUAAAAGCCUUUUAAUCCAAUCAAAUCCGAGGACAUCUAUUGACAAAUUACUCUGUACACCAGCUCAACAUUUACAAAAUUAAUAAAGAAAUGAAAUGUC